Molecule: messenger RNA, 3339 nt
Organism: Venustampulla echinocandica
Lineage: Eukaryota; Fungi; Ascomycota; Leotiomycetes; Helotiales; Pleuroascaceae
Product: Lon protease-like protein, mitochondrial
Exons: 2
Coding region: 1-3339 (1112 amino acids)
Biological process (GO): protein catabolic process; chaperone-mediated protein complex assembly; protein quality control for misfolded or incompletely synthesized proteins
Cellular component (GO): mitochondrial matrix
Molecular function (GO): ATP binding; ATP-dependent peptidase activity; single-stranded DNA binding
Source: RefSeq, a predicted model, not a curated record
AUGCUAUACGGCCAAAAUCUACCAUGGCGGCUCGCGCUCCGAAACUCCUCGCGGACCUUACCAGCUAGGCACAAUUCAAUUAUCUGCGCCAGCCGGCUCUACGUUACGUCCUCGCCAUCUCGUGCCCUACAACGCCAGCUGCUCUCAGCCACCUCCUCACGACCUACCCCUACCCAGACCACGCCCUUAUGCGUCUCCCGAUUCUCGAUUUCACCUGCAAGGCGGAAAGAUGCACCGAAGGAUCCCAAAGAGCCUGCCAUAGAGGAAUCGACGGAAGGGAACACGAAAGAGAAAGUAGAGCCCGCUAAGGAGACAAGUGGUGAGGCCGCGGUGGAAGGAAAGAGCAAAAGUUCUGACUCUGCAACUUCUGUAAAGAGCGAUGCUUCGUCUGGGAGCGCUCCAGAUGGCCGAGGGAGCAGCGCUGCGUCUGGAGGAAGUGCAGGUGAUGGUGGGAAUGGAGAUGGAGGGAAGAAAGGACGAAAAGCAUCGCCUGAGAAGGCGCUGCAGAAACCCACGGUUCCGGACAUAUAUCCCCAGGUGAUGGCGAUUCCUAUUACCAAGCGGCCUCUCUUCCCGGGUUUCUACAAGGCGGUUACCGUACAGGAUCCCAAUGUCAUUGCGGCGAUUCAGGAGAUGAUUAAGAGGGGCCAACCGUACAUAGGAGCUUUUUUGUUCAAGGAUGAGAAUAUGGAUGGCGACACGAUUGAGAAUAUGGACCAGGUCCAUGAUGUUGGCGUGUUUGCACAAAUUACUAGCGCUUUCCCAGUUUCUGGGGAGAAAGGGAGCGGACUUACCACUGUUCUGUACCCCCAUCGGCGUAUCAAGAUGUCUGCCUUGAUUAAUCCGGAGAAAGCACCGGUUGACGAGGCAAAGAAGGCUGAAGCCCCGUCAGAACCACCAGUUCCUGAUGCUAUCCCGCCGAAACCAACAAAAGCUGAGGUGACAGAAGACAAGAAGGGCGACGUGGUGGCCAGUUUCGAAGAAGGCGCUGUACAGCAACAAAAGGGCACUGAGACACCUCCCUCCGCAUACGAACCAACGUCCUUCCUCCACAAAUACCCCGUUAGCCUUGUCAAGGUAGAGAACCUUUCCGAGGAGCCUCACGACCCAAAAAGUCCCAUCAUCCGGGCCGUCACCAAUGAGAUCGUCAAUGUCUUCAAGGAAGUCGCCAGUCUCAACGGCCUAUUCCGCGAUCAGAUAUCCACCUUCUCAAUGAGCCAGUCGGCAGGCAAUAUAAUGCAAGAACCUGCCAAGCUGGCCGACUUUGCAGCCGCUGUCUCUGCUGGCGAGGUGAAUGAGCUUCAAGAUGUACUUGAGACACUCAAUGUGGAGGAGAGAUUGCAAAAGGCAUUAUUGGUCCUGAAAAAAGAGCUUAUGAAUGCUCAACUACAGUCCAAGAUCUCUAAAGAUGUUGAACAAUCCAUUCAAAAGCGACAGCGCGAAUACUGGCUUAUGGAGCAGAUGAAAGGUAUCCGACGAGAGCUGGGGAUCGAAUCAGACGGCAAAGAUAAAUUGGUCGAGAAAUUCAGGGAGAAGGGUUUGAAACUCGCCAUGCCAGAAGCGGUCAAGAAGGUCUUUGAUGAGGAGCUCAACAAACUCGCGCACCUUGAGCCUGCGGCCUCAGAAUUCAACGUCACAAGAAAUUACCUGGAUUGGCUGACACAGAUUCCUUGGGGCCAGCGUAGCGCGGAGAAUUUUGGCAUCAAGCAUGCAGUGACCGUUCUAGAUGAAGAUCACUACGGGCUGAAGGAUGUCAAAGAUCGAAUUCUGGAGUUCAUUGCUGUGGGCAAGUUGCGCGGAACUGUGGAGGGCAAGAUCUUGUGCUUCGUCGGCCCCCCUGGGGUUGGUAAGACCAGUAUUGGCAAGAGUAUUGCAAGGGCACUCAAUAGGCAAUACUACAGGUUCAGCGUAGGUGGUCUUGCCGAUGUUGCUGAAAUCAAGGGCCAUCGAAGAACCUACGUUGGUGCCCUGCCGGGAAGAAUCAUCCAAGCAUUAAAGAAAUGUCAAACAGAAAAUCCACUGAUAUUGAUUGAUGAGAUUGAUAAACUAGGAAGAGGACAUCAAGGAGAUCCCGCUUCUGCGUUGCUGGAGUUGCUUGAUCCGGAGCAGAAUAACUCCUUCCUGGACCAGUACCUUGAUGUUCCCGUUGACCUUUCCAAGGUCCUCUUUGUUUGUACGGCAAAUAUGACGGAUACAAUUCCUCGCCCUCUCCUCGACCGCAUGGAGACGAUCGAACUGUCUGGUUAUGUGGCAGAUGAGAAGAUGGCGAUCGCAGAACGGUACCUCGGGCCACAAUCAAAGGAGCUAGCAGGCUUGAAGGAUGUCGAUGUCAAGCUCAACAAAGAGGCGAUUGAAGAGUUGAUCAAAUCUUAUUGUCGGGAAUCUGGCGUCCGAAAUUUGAAAAAGCAGAUCGAGAAGGUCUAUCGCAAAGCUGCACUGAAGAUCGUGCAGGAUGUUGGCGAGACGGUGCUUGCCGAGGAAGAGGCUCUAAUAGAGGAAGGUCAGGCUGCGAUGGAAGAAUCAAAGAAGGACGAGACUAAAGUUGAAGUCACGCCAGAGAAUAUCGAGAAGGAGACUACCGAGACUCCGCGAAUUGGACUUGAUGUUCCUGAUACGGUCCAUGUUACGAUUGGUAAAGAUAACCUCAAGGACUAUGUUGGGCCUCCUAUCUUUACAUCGGACCGGCUGUACGAUAUCACCCCGCCCGGAGUAGCCAUGGGUCUUGCAUGGACGCAGAUGGGAGGUGCUGCUCUCUAUGUCGAGUCGAUCCUAGAAAGUGCCCUGACCCCGAAUUCUCGCGCCGGCUUAACCACGACUGGAAAUCUACGAGCUGUCAUGAAGGAAUCAACGGCAAUUGCCUAUUCGUUUGCCAAGUCAGUGGUCGCGAAGCAGUUCUCAGACAACCAUUUCUUUGAUAAAGCUAAGAUCCACCUACAUUGCCCAGAAGGAGCAGUUCAGAAGGAUGGCCCUUCGGCAGGUAUCACAAUGGCCACUUCGUUGCUGUCGCUAGCUCUGAACAAACCACUUGACCCCACAAUCGCCAUGACUGGUGAACUUACAGUCACAGGGAAAGUUCUCAGAAUUGGGGGUCUGCGGGAGAAGACAGUCGCGGCAAGGCGGGCGGGGUCAAAGAUGAUCAUCUUCCCAGAUGACAACAUGUCGGACUGGUUGGAACUUCCAGAGAACAUCAAGGAAGGCAUCGAGGGCCGUCCAGCGAAAUGGUACUCGGACGUCUUUGAUCUCGUGUUUCCUGACCUCGACUCAGAACAGGUGAACAACCAAUGGAAAGAGCAACUCGCCAGAAAGAAGGGCGAUAAGAGCGAUGAAGAUGAUGAUUGA